ACAGAACUGAAGUUCUCCGAGUCAGACCUAAAGCAUGACUCGACUGGAACCGGCUCUCCAGCGCUCAGAAAGUCGCUCAGUGAUAGAAACGCAGAGCAGGAGAGGAAGCGUCAGCAUGAGCAGAAGAGAAAGUGUCAGCCAACACACAGAGACUAGAACAGAAACAGAACAAAGUGGUGGACGUGCCAUUUUUAAGAGAGCCAAUCGCUUCCUCUCACGAGACCGGGAACAAGAAGAUGGCAGUCCUCCGUCUCCCUUGCGUCACUACGAGAGAGGCCACCCUCUUCCGGCCAAUCACAGUCCAGAACGUAAAGCCGCCAUCCCUUUCCGAAACCGUGACCUGGGCCUCCCGUCCUAUAGGAGGCGCACUGACAAUUUCAGCGAUGAGGCAAUGAGCGGCCUCUCCCCCCAGCGACACAUGUCCUAUUCAAAUUUCAGACGUGGAGACAGCCAAUCCCGCGCAAGUCCUCGUUCCUGCAGCCCGAGAUCUACGAACGUCUCACCACAAAGGCGGGGGGAAUCGCGAAGUUCGUCCCGUCGCCAAGGUUCAACAACGCACGGCCAUCGCACAUCCUCACAGCAGGCUUCUGGGAAAUGCACUCCGUCACGAAGACGAGAUUCGAUAGUCACGCGCACCACGACCCCCUCGCGAAACUCAGGUACGAAUAAAUAUGCAGACUCCUUUAGCCCCGCCCACAAAAGAAGCCCCUCCCAGAGUUCUUACGGGCACAGCUUGGAUUCUGAAAAGCUGUAUAAGAAUCUCAAGUCAAUCGCGAGUUCGGCAGAGUCAGACGCCUCCGAAGAAAGGAACAGCUGGUCAAAAAGUUUACAUUGUGAUAUGGAAAUCGACGGCGAUUUUAACGAACGCAACCACAGCGGUCGCAGCAGUCGAAAGAGUGGUGGUGGUCGCAAUACUGGCUACAACAGCAGGGAUUUCUCUCCAACUGGAGGCAAUCGUGAAGUAACUCGAAGUCGAAAUGGUGGUGGUUAUAAUAGUCGCAACAGCAGAAAUAGUGGUUUUAACAGUGCUGGCACUUCAACACCUUAUCGAGAUUAUGAUGAACAUGGUACUUUAAAAAGCAAUUCAAAAAAUAAAAAUCGCAGGAAUGGCGUGUACACCUCAGAAAAACAGUCCAGAUCUGAUUCGCGUCAAUCACUAAGCCCCACCCACUCUCGUCGAAGCCCCACCCACUCACGUCCAAGCCCCACCCACUCUCCUCUAAGCUCCACCCACUCUCCUCUAAGCCCAACUUCACCAGCAUCAACACCAAAUAUCUCCCAAUCAAGGCGGAGUCGGAAUCCAGUUCCUACCCCUGAUUUGCCCAAAUCCCAAGCCUUAAUUGCAGAGACGGAAAAGCCGGUCACUGAUCGGAGCAGAAGCAACAUCAGGCGGGGCUUGGAGGCGCUAAUUCUCUCCGAAAACACCAGGUCUUCCAGCCAACCAGCAGUGCCAGAGAUGACCAUUGAGGACUAUGUGAUCAUAGCAGAUAUUCCCCGAUCGAAGCUGUACCCUGAGGAAGAAGAAGCAAUAGUAGUGAGGAGGAGACCGCAGAGCAGGAGCCCACGCAGAGACAACCAACACAGCUAUGGGGAUAGGAGAUAUGGUGAUGAUGAGCAUGAGGUUUCAGAAGAGCGAGGCAGAGGACGAGAAAGAGAAAGAGGAAGAGACCGCAGAGAGAAAGAGCGGAGACGUCCAGACAAAGAAAUAGGAGGGUCAUCAUCAAAGGCCAACAGCACUACAUCAGGCCAUUCACAGAGGUCCAGUAAAAAAGCAGAGAACAUAAGGAUGGUAAACGGAGGACACAAAGGUCCACAACAGCCUCCUCAGAUGCAGCUUGACCUUCUGAACUGUAAAAAGGGAUGGAUGUAUUUGCUGGAUGAAGAUGAAGAGUGGAGGAAGCACUGGUUUGUGAUCACUGAUUCAGAACUGAGAUACUAUAGAGACUCUGAAGCUGAAGAGAGAGAUGAGGCAGAUGGUGAGAUUUAUUUACGUCACUGUCUGCAAGUGGAGGAAUAUGAUGCCGACAAAAACUAUGGGCUUCAGCUGCAUAUGCGCGAUGGACUGGUGACGCUGUCAGCGAUGACCUCCAGGAUCAGGAGGAACUGGAUCGACACGCUGAGGAGGAGAAUCUCCUUCAGGGAUUCAGCUGAAAGCAUACAACACCCAGACAACAGUGACAUCAGCGACAGAGAGAACUCCAGUUCCCAGAAUGCACCAUCCCGAACCUCUCCCGCACCCCAUGACCCAGGGUCAGAUGUCGCCAGUCCAUGUCAAGAUCACAGCGACAUGACGUCCUCACCUUUGACCAAUCGAAGGGAGGCGGGCGAGGGCCGUGACCGAGAUCAAGAAAGACGUCUGGAGGACCGAACCAAGUGGUUCCAGGAGGGAAUAUCCGACAGGGAGGGCGAGGACCCCUGGGAAAAGGUGGAGUUGAAGAAAGGUGCCACUCCGGUGAUGCCGACUAAGCCUCAGGUUCCCAAAACUCAGACGGUGCCGGACAUCGAGAGAAAGUGGGCCGACUUUGAGCAGCUUCCAAUCGGAUUGAACAAGUCACCUGUUGGUUCCCAGAAUCCACAAGCGACAAAUGAGGUGCUUCAGCGAGAGGUGGUGUCUCUGAGGCAGCAGAUCGAGGCUCUUCGCGAGGUCCGUGUGCCGGCCGGUGUCGGGGGUCUCUGCGCUCCUGACGCGCCCUGCGCUCUGAGACUGGAGCAGAUGGAGAGAGAGCACAGAGAGAGAAUGACCGAGAUACACAACGAGCACGAGAGAGAACGCAGAGAGAUGGAGAGAGACAAACAGAGACUGCUGCAAGAGGAAGCCAAAAAUACUGUUCAAGCUAUGGAGGCUCUGAGGAAAUCUCACCAAGAGGAGAUUGAGAGACUGAAGGUUCAUGGAGGAGGAGAGCCAACAGACCCCUCGAUCAAACAACAGCUCCACGAGUCGCUCUCUCUGCAGCGGGAGCUGGGCGGCCUGUCCGAGCGUUAUUCCCAGCAGUGUGUGGAGCUCAGCCGCGUCCAGAACAGCACCGAGGAGCGAGACGGGGCGAUCCGACAGAAGGAGAGAGAGAUGCAGCAGCUCCGCCAGGAGAACCAGGAACUGCAGGCGCGUCUGACGGAGGAGAUAAGUCUCAUGCGAUCCUUCAUCACAGGUCAAAGGUCAGGAGUUGUUCCCCUCGGCAGCUACGAAAGGAGCACCUCCGAAUUAGAGAUGUUGCUGAAAGUGAAGGAAAGUGAGGUGGAUUAUCUUCACAAGGAGAUCAGCUGUCUCAGGAAAGAGGUCCAAACUCUAACUAAGGAGAAUGAAGCGCUGAGUGAGCGCUAUAAGGAGGUGUAUGUGGAGCUGAGUGAAUUAAGGGGCCGCAGUGAGAGAGACAUCAAUGCACUUAAAGAACACCUCAAACUCACUGAUGCUGCGCUGGAGGAGGGGCGUCUCCUCGGCAACAGCAGAACCGGCCAAUGAGAACACACCAGGAGAUCAUAAGAUGGAAACUUCAGUGUCACAUUGGGAUGCAUCGGAUUCGCUCACAUGUAUACAGGAUAUUGUGUUAUUAUGUGCAGGUCUUUUCUUGGUUAACUUAAAAAUCAUAUUCUUUAGAAAUGACAAUGGUGCUAAAAAUUAAUAAAUAUUCCAUAUUCUUAAAGCAAGAUGUAUUUUAAGUUAAACACAAUAAAAAGUGCCUCUGUUGGACU
This is a messenger RNA of Rhinichthys klamathensis goyatoka, 3687 nucleotides long. It is a transcript of the gene triobpa, whose product is annotated as TRIO and F-actin binding protein a. Gene Ontology annotation, biological process: actin filament organization; positive regulation of substrate adhesion-dependent cell spreading. Gene Ontology annotation, cellular component: actin cytoskeleton. Bases 35 to 3457 code for a protein of 1140 amino acids. Lineage: Eukaryota; Metazoa; Chordata; Actinopteri; Cypriniformes; Leuciscidae. Gene Ontology annotation, molecular function: actin filament binding. The record is from RefSeq and is a predicted model, not a curated record. The transcript is spliced from 15 exons.